GAAGAAGGAUGUUGUUUCCAAGAUGGCUCCGGGUCUGGCUGCAGCAGCCGACUGCUCGCUAUCUUCCCGCCGUUAAAAGAUGCCAGCUCGGUGUUAAUGUGACCAGAGAGCUCCGGGUCGUUACCGGGCGCUGUUACCGGAGGUUUGCGGAUGCCUCGUGUGAACCGGACCGCCGUGUUAUCUCUGCUGAUCGUCAGCAGCUCCGCGUUCCUGCUGUUCCAGCUGUAUUACUACCGGCAGUACGUCAGCAAGCUGCCGGGCCCUCACAUCCUGAGCCAGACCGGUCACCUGACCGCCAGCGACUUCCAAUGGCAAACGGUGAAGAAGUUUCUGGCGUUGGCUCAGCGCUUCGGGCUGCCGCUGUUCCUCGCCGACACCGCCGCACUGACGCUGCUCUCCCAUGAUGCUUUGCGGCAGCGCGACCGGCUGGUGCGUGAGCCACACUGCAGCUUCCUGUGCACCGGCCGGCCAAUCACGUCGUUUGCUCUGCACGCCAACCUGUGGAAGUACGAGCCCGGCUUCCUAUUGGCCGCGGAGCAGAAAGGCUUCGAGCUGCUGGAGCUGCGUGGAGAAGACCCGCGAUUGGCCAGUCUGGACACCCUAUCAGGACAGGAGAUCCCGCUGCACUUCCUGUUCCGCCUCCACGGCUACAUCAUUCAUGUGGUGUUCCUGUACGAGCGCAGCGGGAACUAUCUGUGGAGCGGAGCGUUGCGUCUCCGAGCCGACGCCGACCGAAGCUUUGCUCCGUUCAAACUGCUCGACUACGGUCGCCAUGCUGGAGCGUACGACAGGCCGGAGUUGGUUCUGACGGUUCUGGACGGUCUCGAUGUUCGGAUCCCGCGAAACGUUUCCCGUUUCCUGUCCGAGCAGCGACACGCUCGCUUCCUGGAGUGCCGUUACCGUGACGCUCGCAACUUCCUGCAGAUGUACCCUGACGACGCCUCUCCGGUUGCCGUGGAGUUUCGGAGGAAAGUGAAGUCGCUGCUUCAUCUGGCGUCUCGAACCCUCGCUGCUCUCAACAUCCCCUUCUGGCUCAGCAGCGGCACCUGCCUGGGCUGGUUCCGGCAGUGCAGCGUGAUCUCGUACAGCCGCGACGUCGACAUCGGCGUCUUCAUCUCAGACUUCAGCUCUGACAUCAUCGGCGCCUUCAGGGACGCCGGACUCUCCCUCAAACACAAGUUUGGAAAG
Messenger RNA from Perca fluviatilis (European perch), 1188 nucleotides. It is a transcript of the gene fktn, whose product is annotated as fukutin. The record is from RefSeq and is a predicted model, not a curated record. Gene Ontology annotation, cellular component: Golgi membrane. NCBI's taxonomy places the organism in Eukaryota, Metazoa, Chordata, Actinopteri, Perciformes, Percidae.